Messenger RNA from Haemonchus placei, 1998 nucleotides. NCBI's taxonomy places the organism in Eukaryota, Metazoa, Nematoda, Chromadorea, Rhabditida, Trichostrongylidae. The record is from the annotation of a GenBank genome assembly.
AUGUUGUGGAGUGUUUUGGUUCUUGCCGGCGUCACGGCUGACCUAUGGACUGAAACGGAGCGAAUCAGCGAUUUACAACAAUGGCAUGCCUUGUGUGGUCGCUACACUGUCGCAAAGGCCUAUAUGGAAGAUAGCAACGCCAGGAUCACGGUAUUCGCUCCGGUCGAUGACGUCUUCACCUACAAUCCAGAUAUUCGAGCUCUUGAUCAAAAGGAGACUCUCAGUCAUAUCGUGGAUACCCAAGUGGUGGAAAUUUCCCAAGGAAAGCGAUGGGAGAAGCAGACGCUUAUUCGAUCAACGAUCAACAGCGGUUAUAUGUAUAUAACACAGUUCGAGAACAAUCCUGGAAAUUUUUCCUACUUCGCCAAUGCCGGAAUGCUGUGCAAUCAUGCAUCAAACCAGUGGGGAAUGAUCUCUGGUGAACAGUACCUCUACAAAAUCUGCACUCCAAUCGGACAUCGACCCUAUCCCGGAACGACGCUGUCAUUUAUUCGAGACUCUGAUCAGACGCUGUUUGUCGAUCGACAGUAUAACAAUAACGAUCUCUCAGAACUUCGCGAUAUUCUGAAUCGAGUUCCAGACAUCGCUCUGGUCAUUUACGGUAGUUCUGCAUGGAACGGCUUCCACACAUUCUUCCUUCCAAAUGAUAAAGCAUUCGCCAAGGUUAUCGAUCGACAGCGAAUCGAUCGUGAGGUUUUACUGGCACAUGUGACUGGAAUGAAUCGAGUACUGUUCACGUAUGCAUGGAUGUACGACGGUGGUAUCCACUACUAUCCGUCUGUUAGGUUCUCUUCGAAUAUUAUCGAAGACAACUUCAAAUUGAAACUCUCAAUGCGAAACAUAACUGAUCGGCGGACAGGACGGUGGGAUUUGUACGCUGUCUCUGAAGUUUACGAACGCUAUUCACAAUUCCGAAGAGGAGCUGUGUGGGCGAAAAUACUCGUACCAAAUAUUCCCGUACAAAAUGGGGUCGUUCAUAUCGUGGACAAUGUGCUUGGGAUCGUUUCGAACACCAUCGACCAGCUUCUAAUGGACAAUUAUCGAUGUACGACGUUGAUGCGUUAUAUCAAUACAAUCGGGCAGAUUGUAAGGAACUAUUUUUCGGCUACUGGCGGUCUGGUGACAUUUUUUGCACCCGUCAAUGAAGCCUUCGAACGAAUUCCUGAGCAAAUCGAACGGCGACUGCUGAGAGACCGAAUAUGGCUUGAACAGGUUCUCAAAUUGCACAUUGUACCAGCUAAGGAGUUAACGUCGGAUGAGAUAACCAAUGACACCAUCGUUUCCACUGUCGACAACAUCCGCCAACUCUACUUUAUCAAAGGAGAAUGGCCAAAGAAUAAUAUUACGUACUAUGUGAUCGGUGGAGGUAUCAAAACGGCAAUUUUCCAAGAUAAUGUGGCCGCCACGAACGGUAUAGUCCACUAUAUUGAGCGGGUUCUCGGCGUCCCGUAUCAAUCGCUGUGGGAAAUAAUCAGGAACGAGACGCGAUUACAGAGAUCGUUCGAAAUGUUGAGACACCUUCAGCUACGCUAUUCACUCGAUCCAUGGCAGGUGCUGACUCCAGAGCAGAAUUUUACAUUCUUUGUGCCCACCAACGAAGCUUGGGACUUGAAGGUUGCACCAUCGCUACGAGCUCGUAUGACCGACGGUAAUCAUUGGUUAGCGCUACAGUAUGUGUACAAGCGGCACAUAAUUCAAGGACAGGCUUUAAUGUACACUGACCUCCGUGAACGUACCUAUGUAAUGAUGAACGAUGAGAAGGUGGUGAUCAGGCGACGUGGACGAUAUUUCGAACUCUACUGGCCUCGUGGUGGUCGGGUUGCUCGAGUUAUUGAAGGGGGAGAGAUAGCUGGUAUCAAUGGUUUUAUGCACAUGAUCGAGGACGUGCUCAUCUACGAACCCGAUCUUCGUGCUCACGGUGGUUAUGUGGAAGUGUUAAGCUGGCAAUUGAUGUUUGUACUAGUGUUUAUGCUGUGGAAGCCUGGUGGCUUGUCAUAA